Messenger RNA from Rosa rugosa (rugosa rose), 603 nucleotides. RefSeq lists its product as uncharacterized. The transcript has 2 exons. Lineage: Eukaryota; Viridiplantae; Streptophyta; Magnoliopsida; Rosales; Rosaceae. The coding region runs from base 1 to 603 and encodes 200 amino acids. The record is from RefSeq and is a predicted model, not a curated record.
AUGGCUCCACCACGAAGAAAGAGGAAUAACAGUAGCAUGCCUUCCCAAGAGGAAGAAGAACACGUUGAUUCUGUUUCCAGGCAUGAAGAGCAACAAGAUCGGGAAGAAAGGCAAGAGGAGGCUGAAAUCACUCCUGCAAACUUGGCACACAUCCUCAGCGCUUUCGGUAGGACUCAAAAGGAGAUGGUUGACACCAUGAAGCAAUUGAAGGCCCCUUCUUUUGUUACCCAAGAUGAUGUUGUUGCCAUGCUGGAAAAAGAAUUACGCCGUGGCUCCGAAGACUGGAAGUUUGCUCCUCACCCCCCUUAUCCUUCAAGCAUAAUGCAUUUGUCUUAUCCCAAAAAUUAUGAAACACCCACUUUUACUCUUUUUGAUGGGAGAAAGGGCAGCCCAAAAGAGCAUAUCAGUCAAUUUAUCGACGCUCUCGGCCCUCAUGCUAGCAAUCAUAAUCUCAGGCUGAGGGAAUUUUCUAAAACCCUCACUGAUCGUGCAUAUACUUGGUACACCACCCUAGCUCUUGGUUCCAUUCGAAGCUGGGACGAAAUGGCAAGCAAGUUUUGUAGAAAAUAUUUCCAAUAUGAGGAAAGGGUGACCGUUGCAUAG